Dendroctonus ponderosae (mountain pine beetle) is the source of this 1046-nucleotide messenger RNA. Its product is annotated as protein BCCIP homolog. The transcript has 6 exons. Gene Ontology annotation, cellular component: nucleus. The record is from RefSeq and is a predicted model, not a curated record. The coding region runs from base 162 to 1022 and encodes 286 amino acids. Lineage: Eukaryota; Metazoa; Arthropoda; Insecta; Coleoptera; Curculionidae.
CAAGUGCGAUGUUCACGUGAAUAGUUCCAACCUAAAAUAAGCAACAUGAAGCAGAUAAAUCGACAAAAAAAUCAAAUACGUGGAAAUAAUGCAAUAUUUAAUUGAUUUUAUCACUUCUGUAGUAUUAUUCACUAAAACAGCAAAAGUACAUAUUUUGAAAAAUGGCCGGUCCUACAAAGAAGCCCAAGAAUUCCGAAGAAGCACCUGUUGAAUCAGGGGAUGAGUCUAUGAGCGAAGAUAGUGAUUCUGGAAGCUAUCAUGGGCAGCAGGUAGUCCAAGCAACUUUUGAGGGAAGAAACCCAGAAGGACAUGACUUUCAUGGAAUAAAACUGUUGUUAUCACAAUUGUUCUUAGGAGCAGAAAUUGAUCUCGGCCAAAUGGCUGAUAUGCUGAUAGCCCAAACUGGUGUGGGUUCUGUGUUGAAGCAGAGCGACCUUGAUAGCGACGAGGAAGAUGAUGAUGCGGAACUGGUAGAUCAAGCUGAAGUUUAUGGCAUAACCAGUGUUAUAAAUUUGACUUCACACAAAGAGACUCCUUGUGUUGUAGAGUUUUACUCUAUUUUGGAUCAAUUAAUUGCAAAGCACGCAAGUGAUGAAGUGCAACAAGGGUUUAAAAAGAUUUUACAUGGACGUAACAAACUGGGAUUUCUUAUAAAUGAGAGAUUUGUAAACAUCCCCUCUAAAAUAUCAGCGGCAAUGUUCAAUUCUCUUUAUGACGAGCUCCAAAGAAUACAGAAGAAAGAUAAGUCCUAUGCAUUUGACUACUUAGUUUUCAUCUGUAAAACAUCCAAACCGAAAGGAGAAACAGAUGCAGAGGAACAGUUUUCAAACGACGAGGAAGAAGUCUUUAGGAAGGCAGCAGAUGUAACGUUUGAUUUCAGUGUGGCAGAUCAGUGUGAUACUGGCUUAGAGGGCCGAUGGCUGUCCGCAGAUAAACAGUCGAUUCCAUUCAGAAGGAUAAUGCUGAUCAAUUAUAGUAAAUUAAAAGAUGUUAUCGAUGAAAUCACCAUUUUAGUUCAGUAAUAUAAAAUAUAUGUAUGAUUUAAA